AAUCUGGCCCAGCAGACUUAGGACAUCACCAGGAUACACAGGUGUGUUUCACAACAGCAGAACUACUGUAGCAGAAAAACUCAUGGAGAAGAAAGAAAAGGAGCUGAGAGAAGCCGCCGGGCGAGGUGAGGAGGACAGAGUUAAACAGCUCCUGGCCGAGGGAGUCAAGGUCAAUGCUGCCGACAACAGUGGAUGGACUGCUCUCCACCUUGCAUCCAGGCACGGCCACACAGGAACUGUACAGGCUUUACUCACAGCUGGAGCAACAAUCGACUCACCAACCAAUGGGGGAUGGACAGCUCUCCACUCCGCAGCAUUCAACGGCCACACAGGAACUGUACAGGCUUUACUCACAGCUGGAGCAACAGUCAACGCACGGGACAUCUUCAAUGAGACUCCCCUUCAUGAAGCAGCAAGGAGAGGACACCCCGAGUGUGUCAGAGUACUGCUGAGGGCUGGAGCCAACCCUGUUAUUAGGAACAGUCGCUGUGAUAAGGAGACAGCAGAAGAAGUUGCAGUACAAGAGGAUGUGCAGCAGGAGUUCCAGUUGUUUAAAGCUCUCCAACCUGAAAAGGUUGAUGGCUUGCUCACUAUCAACCUCCGUGACAAAGGACUGACUUCCGUGCCAGCAGAGGUGUUUGACAACAGAGACGUCGAAUGUCUUGUCCUGUCUGAGAACAGGCUGAAGAGCAUACCUGAGGAGAUAGGGCAACUACAGAAGCUUCGGAGGCUUGAACUUUACAACAACCUGCUGACACAACUGCCCCAGGCAAUCACCACUCUACCUAUAUAUAACCUACAGUACAUUGACUUGUCAGACAACAAGUUGGAGACAUUGCCUGAUGGAUUCUCCAGGUUAAAACAACUUAGGUAUCUCUACAUCCGGAAUAAUGUAUUCAAAGAGAUACCAGAAGAAGUCUCUUCACUUCUUCACCUUCAGAUCUUGCACAUGGGAGGCAACCCCCUCAAGUGUCUCCCUGACAAGAUAUCUCAGCUCACAGGACUGACAGAGCUUUAUAUCAGUAAUUGUCAGUUUGAUGAGUUCCCCAGACAGGUGCUGCAGCUGAAGGGUCUAAAGAUGCUAUACAUGGGGAACUGGGCUGGGGAUGGCAAACCUUCACUUGUACCUGAAGACAUCGGCAGACUGAAGAACCUACAAGUCUUAAAUCUGCAGGAGAGUGGCCUGGAGUCAUUACCGGAAGGUGUUGGGGAACUGGUACAGCUGAUUGAGUUAAACAUCUCUAACAACAGAUUCACAUCAGUUCCUGAACAAAUCAUGAACCUGUCCAACAUCAGGCAGCUCCACUUGUCAUAUAACAGUAUUUCCCGCCUUCCCCUGAUUCUGAGCCGAAUGGACAAACUGGAUGUCAUGGACAUCAAAGACAACCCCCUGACAUAUCCCCCUCCUGAUGUCUGUGAGAAAGGCACAGCUGCCAUCAUGGACUUCCUCAGAACAGAGCUAAAGAAAAAGGAAGAUAAAGAACUGAGAAAGCUCUUUUCCCGUUUCUCACAAAACGUGACUGAAACACACGAGGUGGAGGAUCUGGCCGGAGCACUUGGGCUUUCCGUAGAGGAGGUGAACAUUAUCCAAACUUCAAAGACCCAAAUGCCGAGAUCCCAGGCCUUUAAAGUCCUAUUGAAGUGGAUGGAGACAGACAGUGAAGCAUCCAUGGACAAACUUCCACAGGAGCUGAGGGAGUGUGGCAUGAACCAACUGGCAGAGAAGGCAGAUAGGAUCAAGGCCCAGCCAGUUAAGCGGCCGGCAGAUACAUCAGGCGGGCCACCAGCCAAGCGCCCGGCAGCCGGAGGGUCUUCUGGUGAGGGGCAUCAGGAGGACAAGCUGGCACAGCUACGAGUAGGCCAGAAGUCAAGGAGUCAAGAUGGAGCUGAGCAUCCUGUGGCCAAGUCUGUUCUGAUGGUUAACCAUGAGUAUGGUACAUUCCAUGGAGGUCCUUCUACUACAAACCAUCAGGUUGCAAAGUUUCUGCAACAGCGUGGUGCUACAGUUCAUGCUACAGCUCUGCAAGCAUCUGAAGAUGACAAGAAGUUUGCCAAAGAGGAUGGUGUCAUUCUGCAUCUGCCUGUCCGCCAUCCCAGGGACCCGAGGCCACCGUGUCCUGAAUGGUUGACUUUUGACCACAUCAUUCGUUACCCAGACAUACCACAGGAUCUGAAGUGCAUUGUGGGCCAUGCAGAUGUCACAAGUGAAGCUGCAAAGAGCAUACAAGAGAACCGCUGUCAACAUGCAAAAUUGAUCCUUUUCAACCACGACAUGCCGGAAGACACAGAGUACUACAAGGAAACUAAGAAGGUAAUGGCUGCAGGGAAGAAGAUGAAAGACAUCCUUGAGGAUGCCAAGAAUGCAGAUGCCGUGUUCUCCCUGGGAAGAAGAAUCUUCGACCACUUCGAGGCGAAGUACAAGUCACUUGGAGAAAACAAACCAAGAGAACACUUGAUGUUCCUUCCAAGGCCAUCCCCAGUGUUUGAAGCCAUCUCUGUUCAACCAGGGGGAGGAGAAAAAGUUGUGCUGUCUGUCGGGAGAGUGACCGAAGUGGACAAGCUGAAAGGCCGUGACGUCAUAGCACGGGCCAUGGGGGAGGUUGCAGAGAAGAUUACAAACGUCAGUUUGCGUGUUCGCGGGAUAGAUGAAAAUGACUAUGAAGCAAGCAAGAAAAUCCUUGAGGAGAAUCUGCGCAGUGGUAACAUCAAGCCCACACUACUGCCGUGUGGAACCCAGGAGGACAUUGCUCAGGACAUGCAGCAGGCCCACCUGGUCCUGAUGCCGUCCCGCGCCGAGCCGUUCGGACUGAUCGGUCUGGAGGCUAUCGCAGCAGGCAUCCCCGUACUCAUCUCUGACAAGUCCGGCCUGGCAGAUAUGAUCAAGGACUUGAUCAAGGAGAAGAAAUACCCUGCAGAAAUGAGGCACAGGAUCGUGAAAACAAGCGUGAGGGAGUCUGACCUGGGUGAAGAUGCAAGAGAAUGGGCAAAGAAGAUCACAGACACCUUGGAAUACUCUGAGGAAGAAUUCAAGAAAGCAGCAGAGUACAAGAAGAAGCUGUUGGAGUCCAAGUACUGGGAAGAAUCACACCAAAACCUGCUGAGGGUCUGUGGAUUGAACAAAGAAGAGUAAACAGUCCUCCCCAACAGGCAUCCUGGUCAGGCCAUGAAGCAAUGAUCAAGGCUUUAAUCAAUGACGAUAAGUGUCAUCUGGACAUGAGACACUAGACCGUAAUAAAACCAAUGUAAAGGAGUCUGACCAAGAUGACACGGAAAAGUUAUUGGUGGAGAAUAUCGUGGACAUGUUGAAUCACUCUAAUCACGAAUUCGACAAAGAAGAAGAGUACAAGAAGCUCUUGGAGUCUAAGUACUGGGAAUAAUCUCCACAAAACCUGCUGCCAUGUAUCAGAUUUUGUAUCACUGAUUUUGAUGCACAGACUUUUAAUGCCAUUUGUUGUGUGUGUGUGUGUGUGUGUGCCAAAAGUACACUGAUUUUUUGCAUUACUUGACAGUGGCCUUAUAUUUAAUUGCCUAGACAUCAUAGGUUUAUAUUGUGUAUAAACAUACAUUUGUCUAGUAUAAUAGAAUAUGUUCAGUACUGAAGACCAACUGCAUAGAUGGUUUAUUAAUAUCAUUUUGAUCUUUGACAAACAUGAAAUGCAACAUUUCUUACUCCUGACACAAUAAUCCUUAGCCAUGAUCAUGAGUUGAUACAGGUACAACACAAAAGAACAUUGACACAUUGCAAAAGAUGCAGAACAAAGCCAGACGUCUGGCUCGCGGCAAACCUGGGUGGGAAACUGUGGACACUAGACUACAACUAAACACACUGUGCACAUUUCAGAGGAUUCUUUCUACUAAGGAACCCAGUUCUUUGUACCGCAACCUUUCCUUUGUCUCAAACCACCAUAGUCACAGAACUCGUUAUGCUACUAGAUUAACUUUAGCUCUGGAAAAACCAAAAACGAAUGCAAAGAAAAAAAGCUUCAGAUACAGAAGUAUUUCCACAUGGAAUAACUAAUAACUUACCAUCAGACCUGCAGCACUUAAGAGCAAAGGACAGUUUUAAAUCAGGACUGGUUAAGUACUUCCAUGCAAGGUAGACGAAAUCAUUAUAACUCAAGUUAAAGCAUUUUAAUGUAAAAUAAGUUAUAAUUCUUUUAUUGAAUCUGUAAAGUUGAAUGUCUUUUUAAUGAUUGUAAAGCAUUAAGCAUGUGUAGGAUAAAAAUUAUGUAGAAGUCUAGUGGCGUAGAUUCUAAAUGUCAUUUUUAUAUGAUUGUGAAGUCUGUGACUCUGUAUUGUUUUGUCUUAUGUUCUUGGAAUCCAGGAAGACUAG
Molecule: messenger RNA, 4333 nt
Organism: Branchiostoma belcheri (Belcher's lancelet)
Lineage: Eukaryota; Metazoa; Chordata; Leptocardii; Amphioxiformes; Branchiostomatidae
Exons: 11
Coding region: 83-3130 (1015 amino acids)
Biological process (GO): apoptotic process; proteolysis; signal transduction
Cellular component (GO): cytoplasm
Molecular function (GO): protein binding
Source: RefSeq, a predicted model, not a curated record